Molecule: messenger RNA, 781 nt
Organism: Helianthus annuus (common sunflower)
Lineage: Eukaryota; Viridiplantae; Streptophyta; Magnoliopsida; Asterales; Asteraceae
Exons: 3
Coding region: 23-592 (189 amino acids)
Source: RefSeq, a predicted model, not a curated record
UACUCGUUUGGCCGAGGAUCAAAUGGAACUACAAGUAACUAUGUGUACUGAAGUUAAAAACUAUUUGCUAGAUGCUUCUCCAGGUGCCACCUUCACAGUGGUUUCAUAUGAUGAGAUUAGAGCUGUGAUGAAUGUUAAAUCAGCACGAAGCCUCAUGAGAGAGUUGCAGGUGCUGCUAGAUAAGUGGAAAGAGAAUAGUGAAACAAACACGGCUCAUAUGAAGCAAGACGAGGCCCCAAUUGAGAGCCACAUGGCAACAAUGCAUGAGCAAGGGGAAGUUGAGGACCAUAGGGCACAACCAGACAUGAAAAUGGAAGGGCAUUCUGGUGGAAGAAUGACACAUAUCACGUGCUAUUGGGAAGAUAUGAACAAGCAGUUUAAGAAAGGGAAUAAAAAAACUGGUCACAUACUUUCAAUGUUGCAGAAGAUUGAAGGCAUACUGACAAAGCUGUCUACAUCACAUCGGGCUAAGUUGCAAGAAAGGUUUUUUGGUUUGUCUGCAGAGGCUGAGGCUAUCAUGGAAGGUGUGAUGGAUCAUAUGAAGAUCCAAUUUGAUAAGAGGCCGAGCCAUUCAGAUGUCUACUUUCAUUAACUUGCAGCAUCACAACCGCUUUCUUGACAAACUGUUCCAUCUCCAUGUUAAUUGCGGGCUAGAGCUAUAGUCGGCUGCCCAAACUAACGUUCACCCUUUUGGCGCAAUUUGGGAUGGUGAAUUUAUAUAUUUCUUGUGCUUAUGGACUCGUAUCUAAGGACAUGUUUUUUUUUUUUUUACUUUUGGCUG